Messenger RNA from Tripterygium wilfordii, 1191 nucleotides. RefSeq names its product vesicle transport protein GOT1-like. The record is from RefSeq and is a predicted model, not a curated record. The coding region runs from base 257 to 679 and encodes 140 amino acids. Lineage: Eukaryota; Viridiplantae; Streptophyta; Magnoliopsida; Celastrales; Celastraceae. Gene Ontology annotation, biological process: retrograde transport, endosome to Golgi; endoplasmic reticulum to Golgi vesicle-mediated transport. The transcript has 8 exons.
GGGUGAGAAGCGUUAAUUGGCCAAAUAACGUCACGAGGCAAUGGCUAACGAACCAAACAAAUAUAUAAAAUACGUGUUUCUCAGACGGCUUUCUCCAUACACAUUUCUCUGCUCUUAGCCUCUUACCUUCUAUCAUUCUCUGCAUCACUGCGUCUCAGGUUGUUUCUGUAACGUCUUUACCGCCAAAUCGAGUUCGUUCUGGUUUCUCGCCCGAUAUUUGUCUAGCGAAUCUGACAAGUACCUGAAGAUCAAAACAAUGGUUUCCUUCGAAAUGAAUGAUCGGAAAAAGAUCGGACUGGGAUUGACGGGGUUCGGCAUUCUGUUCACCUUUCUUGGAGUUAUAUUUUUCUUUGACAAGGGAUUGCUUGCGAUGGGGAAUAUCCUAUUCUUCUCUGGUGUGGCUCUAACUAUUGGAUUGAAGUCUUCCAUGCAAUUUUUCAUGAAACGUCAAAACUACAAGGGAACUAUAUCUUUUGGUGUCGGGUUCUUCCUUGUUGUAAUAGGAUGGCCGAUUCUGGGCAUGAUUUUGGAAUCAUAUGGAUUUAUUGUUCUCUUCAGUGGCUUCUGGCCAACACUGUCUGUUUUUCUGCAAAGGAUUCCAAUUCUUGGUUGGGUGUUUCAACAGCCAUUUAUCAGAUCGCUUUUUGACCGGUAUCGAGGGAAAAGGGUCCCCGUAUAAUGCAGAUGUCAAAAGGAAGUGAGACGACUGUGACCAGCACACUUUGAAUGUCCAUGUAAAAUACUGUUGGAGGAAGAGCUAUAAUUUUUUGAUGUUGUUCUGUCGAGGAAAGUACAUAAGAAUUUGUUUCAUAAUGACCUUUUGUCAAAACCUCAGAAAGAAACUAGAAAUGAUUUGAGCUUAGUCUCUAAUAUCCUUCUAUUAUUUCACUUUUCCGAUAGCAUUAGCCAAUGAUGUAUUUCCUCAGAAGUGCGUGAGCAUCCGAUUGCAAAAGACAGCUUCGUGGUCAUGGCAUUCUGUUAGUUUUUAUUUAGACAUUUGCCUUGGUUAUCUUUGUAAUAGGUCCUCAUCAGAUGAGUGUCCAGAGAUCUUGACUGGCCUUGAGUGUCCUGUUUCACUCUUUGUUUCCCUAGUUUUAAGAGGCACAUUUCAAGCUUUCAAAUGAUUUUGUGUUGUGGAUGUUAUUAAAAUAGUGAUGUUAUGGAUGAAGGUGUUCCUGAGUUUUGAGUUAA